Molecule: messenger RNA, 6161 nt
Organism: Suricata suricatta (meerkat)
Lineage: Eukaryota; Metazoa; Chordata; Mammalia; Carnivora; Herpestidae
Gene: PPIP5K2
Product: diphosphoinositol pentakisphosphate kinase 2
Exons: 32
Coding region: 433-4224 (1263 amino acids)
Biological process (GO): inositol phosphate biosynthetic process; inositol metabolic process
Cellular component (GO): cytosol
Molecular function (GO): diphosphoinositol pentakisphosphate kinase activity; inositol hexakisphosphate kinase activity; 5-diphosphoinositol pentakisphosphate 1-kinase activity
Source: RefSeq, a predicted model, not a curated record
UGUAAUGCUUUGCAGUACCUCUGCGUGGCCCUUCAUCUGCUGCUGCAGAGAGAAGACCGACGUCCUAGCUAACAGCUGUGGUCUUUUGACGAACACCUCACUCCUGUCUCCGGGAUUAAAGGAGAAACCGAAGCCUGAGUGGGCUCGGCUACCUCCUGCAGCUCGCGUAGCUACUGCAGCGGUGGCAGGUAGAAAGACUGUUGCAUCAACUCACUGAAGCAAUAACCUCACUCUUUGUCUUUUAAACUUCAUCAACAAUGAAGCAAUGAUAUCUGAGAAAAAGAACAUUUGCCGACUGUCAUCACAAUUUCAAGUAAUUGUGAAAGCAAAAACAAGCUGCAACAGACCCAUGUGUCAGCUAGUAUAAAGAGAAUGGUUUAUUCAAAAACAAUUUCAGUAUAGUGCUUUAUAUCCAUAUCAAAUGAAAUAAAAAUGAGUGAAGCCCCCAGGUUCUUUGUUGGGCAUGAAGAUACAGAAAUAAACUCAGGAAAUUAUCGACAUUUCUUCCACCAUGCAGAUGAAGAUGAGGAGGAAGAGGAUGAGUCUCCACCAGAGAGGCAGAUUGUGGUUGGAAUAUGUUCCAUGGCAAAGAAAUCCAAAUCCAAACCAAUGAAGGAAAUUCUUGAACGGAUCUCCUUAUUUAAAUAUAUUACAGUAGUAGUAUUUGAAGAAGAUGUUAUUUUGAAUGAACCAGUAGAAAACUGGCCUUUAUGUGAUUGUCUUAUUUCUUUCCAUUCUAAAGGAUUUCCACUGGACAAAGCAGUUGCCUAUGCAAAACUCAGGAAUCCAUUUGUAAUCAAUGACUUGAAUAUGCAGUAUCUCAUACAAGAUAGGAGAGAAGUAUACAGUAUUCUUCAGGCUGAAGGUAUUUUACUUCCGCGUUAUGCAAUUUUGAACCGUGACCCAAAUAAUCCCAAAGAAUGCAAUCUGAUUGAAGGCGAAGAUCACGUAGAAGUAAAUGGUGAAGUUUUUCAAAAGCCAUUUGUAGAAAAGCCAGUCAGUGCAGAGGAUCAUAAUGUUUACAUUUAUUACCCAACAUCUGCUGGUGGUGGAAGUCAAAGACUUUUUAGAAAGAUUGGCAGUAGAAGUAGUGUUUAUUCCCCAGAAAGCAAUGUACGAAAAACAGGCUCAUAUAUAUAUGAAGAGUUUAUGCCCACUGAUGGUACUGAUGUAAAGGUUUAUACAGUGGGUCCAGAUUAUGCUCAUGCUGAAGCUCGAAAAUCUCCAGCACUGGAUGGCAAGGUGGAACGAGAUAGUGAGGGAAAAGAAGUUAGAUACCCUGUUAUUCUCAAUGCACGGGAGAAAUUGAUUGCUUGGAAAGUCUGCCUUGCUUUCAAGCAAACAGUUUGUGGUUUUGAUUUGUUACGGGCCAAUGGACAGUCCUAUGUCUGUGAUGUCAAUGGCUUCAGUUUUGUGAAAAAUUCCAUGAAGUAUUAUGAUGAUUGUGCAAAAAUACUUGGCAAUAUUGUAAUGCGAGAGCUUGCUCCACAAUUUCACAUCCCCUGGUCAAUCCCCUUAGAAGCUGAAGAUAUCCCAAUUGUACCAACUACAUCUGGAACUAUGAUGGAACUCAGAUGUGUCAUAGCUGUGAUACGUCAUGGGGAUCGAACACCAAAACAAAAAAUGAAAAUGGAAGUGAGGCAUCAAAAAUUUUUUGAUCUUUUUGAAAAGUGUGAUGGAUAUAAAUCUGGGAAACUAAAACUCAAAAAGCCAAAACAGUUACAGGAAGUGCUGGACAUUGCCCGACAGCUUCUUAUGGAGCUGGGGCAGAACGACGAUUCUGAAAUUGAAGAAAACAAGUCAAAACUUGAACAGCUUAAGACCGUAUUAGAAAUGUAUGGCCAUUUUUCUGGAAUAAAUCGUAAAGUCCAACUAACUUAUCUGCCUCAUGGUUGUCCUAAAACAUCUAGUGAAGAGGAAGACAGCCGAAGAGAAGAACCAUCCUUACUCUUGGUUCUAAAAUGGGGAGGAGAACUAACUCCCGCAGGCAGGGUCCAGGCCGAAGAACUUGGAAGAGCUUUCAGGUGUAUGUAUCCUGGAGGUCAAGGAGAUUAUGCAGGAUUUCCUGGUUGUGGUUUACUUAGAUUACAUAGUACCUACCGACAUGACCUCAAAAUAUAUGCCUCUGAUGAAGGACGAGUCCAGAUGACUGCAGCUGCUUUUGCAAAGGGGCUCUUAGCUCUAGAAGGAGAGCUUACACCCAUCCUUGUUCAGAUGGUAAAAAGUGCGAAUAUGAAUGGUCUCUUGGAUAGUGAUAGUGACUCUCUGAGCAGUUGUCAGCAGCGUGUGAAAGCGAGACUUCAUGAAAUACUUCAGAAAGACAGAGAUUUUACUGCUGAAGAUUAUGAAAAGCUUACUCCGUCUGGGAGCAUUUCUCUUAUCAAAUCAAUGCAUUUAAUUAAAAAUCCUGUGAAGACCUGUGACAAAGUUUAUUCCUUGAUACAAAGUUUGACUUCUCAGAUCAGACAUCGAAUGGAAGAUCCCAAAUCAUCAGAUAUUCAGCUUUACCACAGCGAAACAUUAGAGCUUAUGCUACGUAGAUGGUCCAAGUUGGAAAAAGACUUUAAAACAAAGAAUGGAAGAUACGACAUUAGUAAAAUCCCUGACAUAUAUGACUGUAUAAAAUAUGAUGUCCAGCAUAAUGGCUCCUUGAAAUUAGAAAAUACAAUGGAAUUAUAUAGGCUUUCAAAAGCAUUAGCAGAUAUUGUUAUCCCUCAGGAAUAUGGUAUAACUAAAGCUGAAAAACUGGAGAUUGCCAAAGGCUACUGUACUCCUCUAGUUAGAAAAAUUCGCUCAGACCUUCAGAGGACACAAGAUGAUGACACUGUAAAUAAACUCCAUCCUGUGUAUUCCAGAGGUGUUCUGUCUCCUGAACGUCAUGUCCGUACCAGGUUAUACUUUACCAGUGAAAGUCAUGUACAUUCUUUACUAUCUAUUCUUCGCUAUGGUGCCUUAUGCAAUGAAUCGAAGGAUGAACAGUGGAAACGGGCUAUGGAUUACUUAAAUGUUGUCAAUGAACUCAAUUACAUGACUCAGAUUGUUAUCAUGCUUUAUGAGGAUCCGAACAAGGAUCUUUCCUCGGAGGAACGCUUUCAUGUUGAAUUACAUUUUAGUCCCGGAGCUAAAGGAUGCGAAGAAGACAAAAAUUUACCAUCUGGGUAUGGAUAUAGACCAGCUUCAAGAGAGAAUGAAGGCAGGAGAUCUUUUAAAAUUGAUAAUGAUGAUGAACCACACACUUCUAAAAAAGAUGAGGUUGAUCGUGCUGUGAUACUGUUCAAACCAAUGGUAUCAGAGCCAAUUCAUAUACACAGGAAGUCUCCACUUCCAAGAUCUAGGAAGAUGGCUACAAAUGAAGAAGAGAGCCCCCUGAGUGUGUCUAGCCCAGAGGGUACUGGUACCUGGCUGCAUUAUACCAGUGGUGUGGGUACUGGGCGUCGAAGACGCAGAUCAGGGGAACAAAUCACUUCUUCCCCUGUCUCCCCCAAAUCAUUGGCUUUCACAUCCAGUAUUUUUGGCUCAUGGCAACAGGUUGUAUCUGAAAAUGCUAAUUACCUGCGAACACCAAGAACUCUUGUGGAACAGAAGCAGAACCCUACUGUAGGGUCUCACUGUGCGGGCCUGUUUAGCACCUCGGUGCUCGGGGGUUCCUCAAGCGCACCUAACCUACAGGAUUAUGCUCGUACUCAUCGUAAAAAGCUGACUUCUUCUGGCUGCAUAGAUGACGCCACACGCGGUUCUGCUGUUAAAAGGUUUUCUAUCUCAUUUGCUCGACACCCAACCAAUGAACACCUACACCUCUCUAGGUGCUGGUCCGUUUCCUCUGUGGAGUGUCUAGGCUCCAGUGGCUUUGAAUUGUAUUCCAUGGUGCCAUCUAUUUGUCCUCUAGAAACUCUUCACAAUGCCCUGUCUUUAAAGCAGGUGGAUGAAUUUCUUGCUUCCAUUGCUUCUCCAUCAAGUGAAGUUCCACGGAAGACCCCUGAAAUUUCCUCUUCAGCUUCACGUUCCAGUCCAGUAGUGAGAAGAAAAAUAUCUUUAAAUACAUACACACCUGCGAAGAUCCUCCCAACACCACCAGCUACCUUAAAGAGUACGAAAGCAAGCAGCAAGCCAGCUACCAGUGGACCUUCUAAUGCAGUUGUUCCUAAUACCUCAUCUCGAAAAAAGACUGUAGCUUGCAAAACAGAAAUGCAUGAACACAAAAAAACCACUGGGAAAAAGAAAUGAAAUCUUAGCAGAAGCUGAAACUCCAUAUAUCAAAGUCAUGCUGUUUGAUAGAAAAAGACACCUCGUAAACCUUGACUGAAAACUGUCAAAGCAAGUAAUUGAUAUUUCUCCUUAUACACCUCUGUAUUCAUUUUAAUAUAUGUUAAACCUAGAGAAUUCUGUGUAUAUAUUCAAGUAAGGACCUUUUCUCAUGUCUUGACAUGUUUGUAACAAUGUUUGUUAACAUUUUAGUGAAACUGAUGGUAGUGAAGGUCUGUCGUUGUUAGUACUACGUUUGCCCUGUGCCCUCGGUAAGGAAAAGGACAGAGGGCUCGGCGAGCGUGUGCCGGGGACUCACCGGUAAUGCUGUUUUCUCAAGAACCUGUGAGGUGAUCUCUGUACACACGUCCAUUUUCAUGGGAUUGUAUGUUAGUUGUAAAAAACCCAUAGCUUGAGUUGGAAUUUGACAGUCAGGAUUAUAUAUUACACAUUUUUAAAGUAUAUUUCCAAAGAAAUUUCAUUGACCAUUUAGAUUAGAAACUUUUCUCCUCCAAUUGUUAGAAUUACAUAUAUGCUGCAAUAUUUAAUAACUGGAGUAUUAGCAUAUGGGUUAUUUUUUCAAUAUGUGCUUUGAGGUUUUUUUAUUGUGUGUUAUUUAAAAUAUUACGUAUACAGCUGGGGUGACUAUACCUGUAUGUGCAUAAAUUUAUAUUAAUUUGUAGAAAAUACUUGCUUUAUAUAUUUCCUUAUCAUAAGGUGCUUUUGCUCAUCAGGAAAAUACUGCUUUGUGUAUGGGGAAGAAAGACAUCUUUAGAAUUUCUUUUUAAGAGAUAUAAUUGAUAGGUUUAUAAAUGUUACAUUUACUUUCAGUGUUCUUUUUAGAUCUAAGGAAAUCAAUUCAAAAAUGGGUAUCAUCAGAGUGAGAAGAAUGUCCGAAUUCCAUAGCUAGUAGAUACUAUGUAUAGCACCUCUUUUUAGCAUUUCCAUUCUUAUCCCUAGUGUAUCGGUUGAUCUCAGUAAGAAAGCUUAAAGUUUGAACAUUGGAAAGAAAUACUCUUUUCAGAUGAUUAGAUUUUGAAAGGAAAUUGAGAUCAUUGUUGUGUGAUUUCAGCUAGGAUGUGAAAAAAUAUUUAUUAUAUUGGUGCUUUUUUACCCCCCAGUGCACAAAUAAUUAUAAACCACUUGAAUGACUUAAACUGUAAACCAAACAGUACAACCUGGUAAGAAUUCCAUGCAUUGCCAGUCUGGUAACUUAACUUGCUAAAGCUUUACUUUGAAGCUUAUAUUUAGGAAAUUAUUGAAUUCUCAUAUGAACACAACUAUUUAAACUCUGCAGGAGUCUCUCCUAACUUUAAAUCAUCAUGUAUGAAUUGACAUUUAGAAAAUAAGAAUAUUAUUUGUUAGUUUUAAAAGGUACCAGAUGCAAAAGUCACAAAUAUAUACAAUUAUAUAAGUUCAUAUACUUCACGUGAAUGUACUUGUAUUAUAUGGAGACAUAUCUUGUAAACAGUUGAAUGUACCUAAGCUUUCUGUAUGUGAAAAUGUUAAUGUGCUCAGUGUGGGAGUAAGAAACUACUUUUAUUUUUUAAGUGGAACUUAAUUAAAAUAUUUCUUUCCAGAAUCAGAGAGUGAUUUAAUGGCAAGUUAUUUUUUAUUUCUAUUCUUUAUCUCUUUCCUUUUAGCUUUCAAAGUAGAAAUAAUGAAGAAAACUAUUUGAGUAUUAAACGAUGCUUAUCUCAGAUAUGAAAUAAAACUGCCUGUUGGCCAUAUCUGUUUCCUAGAAAUUAACUACAAAAGUUUAACACAGCUCAUUUUUACCAUUGUUACAGAGGAACUAUGAUUUCACCGUAGUCAUUAAACUCUAAUAUUUUUGUGUAGACUGAUUGGACAGUCUGAUUUGAAAGAAUCUUUGAAUCAUUUUCUAAACCAAUAAAAGUCUUACAUAUCCGACCAAGAAA